This is a messenger RNA of Acyrthosiphon pisum (pea aphid), 2394 nucleotides long. Its product is annotated as caseinolytic peptidase B protein homolog. Gene Ontology annotation, biological process: cellular response to heat. The record is from RefSeq and is a predicted model, not a curated record. Gene Ontology annotation, molecular function: ATP hydrolysis activity; protein binding; ATP binding. Gene Ontology annotation, cellular component: cytoplasm; mitochondrion. NCBI's taxonomy places the organism in Eukaryota, Metazoa, Arthropoda, Insecta, Hemiptera, Aphididae. Bases 516 to 2288 code for a protein of 590 amino acids. The transcript is spliced from 10 exons.
ACCUAUUUAUCACGAUGUUGUAUAUUAUACCGUGCUAUUUAUUAAUAUUUAUCCUGACAAUUUGACUAAUUUGAGUAAUCUGAGUAUCCGACCUUCCGUGGAUGAAUUAUUAUAGGAUAAUAAUAUUAUAAUUAGUAAUUCGUGUUACGUGUUUCUGUACUAACUGGAUAAUGUACUACCUAUAUAAAUAUAUUAUAAUACUCCACGACAUUCCACAGAAUAGAUGAAAUCACAUUACAACUAACAUUUUGUACACCUAAUACCUACCUAAUUUGUUUUAUUCUGUGCCUAAAGCUUUAAAUCAUAUGUGUUGUGGAAGUGUAUGAGUUUUUACAGUUCAAUUUACAACGGAUCUACAAUUUUUUUAUUUCAUAUUCUUACUGUUCAAUUCUUGUCGGUGUGCUGUCUGUAGUCUGUAGAAUAAUAUAAUUUUGUUCAUGAUAUGGUAAUGACACUGCUGCACAUAUUAUUAUAAUCAUACCCGGUGGCUGACACUUAAAUUGAAGUGAAGUAACAUGAGUAUCCGAAACGUUUUCAACAAAAAUCUAAACUUGAAGUAUUUACGGGUUAAAUACCUUGUUCAGCGGAAAAUAUGUCGACAACUUAGUAUACAAAGUGUAAAAUAUGAAAAUUAUCCAAAUGUCCGCUGUUCAAACAUACAUGUAAUUGGCGACUGUUUGCCUCACGACAACAAUACUACUACUUCUGUAUUUCCUUCGUGGAAAUGGUUGUUAGCGAUUUCACUUUUAUAUGCUGGGUACGAUAGUGAAAAUAUAUUUGACCUGAUCAACCAAGGAUCAGCAGAAGAAUUAACUAGAUUUUUAAAAGAUAAUUCUAAGGCAGCUAAUAAACUUCAUUCAUUUGGAUGGGCUCCAUUACACGUGGCUGCAUCGAAUAACAAAUAUGAGCACUUGGCAGUUUUAUUAAAAUCUGGAGCAGAUCCAAAUUUAAGUGAUGGUUUUUCAAAUUGUAUAAAUGUUGCUCGAAAGAGAAACAUUCACCCUUCAGAUGUUCUAUCAAUAAGAGAGAAUCAUUUUAUGCAUAAUUUUAAUGUUAAUGCAACAUUUCAAGGAUUUACUGCUUUACAUUAUGCAGCAUUAUUAAAUAAUAUUGAAUCACUGAAAGUUCUAAUGGAUCAUGGAGCUGAUCCCAAUUUAAAAUCAGUCUCUGGCCAUAAACCAAUAGAUUUGGUUACGGACAUAACAAUUUAUGAACUCCUUGCUGAUUAUGAAAAAGAAUUUGAACUUAUCAAAAAUAAAAAGGAAGCAGAAAUACGAAAAAAUUUUCCGUUAGAAUUAAGAUUGAAACAAAAAAUUAUUGGCCAAGAAAAUGCUAUUAAUGAAGUCUCAUCAGCUAUUAGACGUAAAGAAAAUGGUUGGACAGAUGAUGAACAUCCAUUAGUUUUUUUGUUCCUCGGUUCAUCUGGCAUUGGCAAAACAGAAUUGGCUAAACAGAUUGCUAGCUACCUACAUAAAAACAACAAAGAUGGUUUUAUUAGACUUGAUAUGUCUGAGUAUCAAGAAAAACAUGAGGUUGCCAAAAUGAUUGGCUCUCCACCAGGGUAUGUUGGAUAUGAUGAUGGUGGUUACCUUACAAAACAGUUAGCUAAAAAUCCAAAUGCUGUAGUAUUGUUUGAUGAAGUUGAAAAAGCUCAUACAGACAUAUUGACAAUUUUGUUACAACUGUUUGAUGAGGGCCGUAUAACUGAUGGUAAAGGAAAGACGAUUGUGUGUAAAAAUGCUAUAUUUGUUAUGACAUCAAAUUUAGCUAGUGAAGAAAUUGCAGAGCAUGCUUUAGAACUAAGAAAUGAGCAACGUCAAAAUAAACUAAUUGAAGAUAGUCGGUUAUCGGAUAAAAAAAUUGAAAAACAUGAAGAGGUUGUAACAUUUAUCUCCAAAAAAUUCAAAGAUCAAAUUGUAAAACCUAUUUUAAAAAAACACUUUAAACGAGAUGAAUUUUUGGGUCGUAUUAAUGAAGUGGUGUACUUUCUACCAUUUUCAGAAAUGGAAUUGAAAUUUAUCGUUCAAAGAGAAUUGCAAUAUUGGCAAGAGUUGGCUUUGAAGAAACAUAGCAUACAAAUUGAGUGGGAUAGUGCUGUUGAACAUGUAAUAAUUGGUGCAUAUGAUGUAAAUUAUGGUGCUAGGUCAAUUAAACACGAAGUGGAAAGGUCUGUAGUAUCUCAACUAGCUAAAGCACAUGAAAAAGGAUUGCUUAAAAAGAAUACUGUAGUAAAAAUUGAAGCAGAUAUUACCAAAGGUGAUCACGGAAAUAUCUUCCUAAAGAUUUAAUAGGAAUAAUCUUUUAAAUACUGACAAAAAUGCCUAAUGUUUAUUUAAUUGUGAUAUUAUUUUAUUUGUUAGUUCUUCAGUUGCACAUAUUAUAUCAUAUAAAUAA